Molecule: messenger RNA, 1366 nt
Organism: Toxotes jaculatrix (banded archerfish)
Lineage: Eukaryota; Metazoa; Chordata; Actinopteri; Toxotidae
Product: small integral membrane protein 11A-like
Exons: 3
Coding region: 72-275 (67 amino acids)
Source: RefSeq, a predicted model, not a curated record
UUCUCGCAGGAAUAUUAAAAGCACUUUGGCAGUCACGGUUGAGAAGAAAAGUCAACGAUACAGAAGAAAAAAUGAUCAAUUGGAAGGCUUUGGACAACGUCCCCAUCCUCCUGUACAUCCUGGCCCUUAAGACACUGCUGCUGUGUUUGGGGUUCGCUGGGGUGAAGAUCUACCAAAGUAAGAAAGCUGAGGCGGCCCUGAAGAGGCAGCAGGCUGAGAAGAGGAAGCUGGCCCAACGGACGCAGGAGCUAAUUGACAACUUGAAGGAAGACUGAGCAGAGGAGAGAAGCUGUUGUGCACCGGGAAACAUUUUACUGACCGGAGCAACAGGCCACUUUCUCCAAAAUGACACCAGAUGUCCGGAUGUUUGCAGCAAUAGGGAUUUCCUGUGCUCCAGGCUUGUGGAGUGCUGGUUGUGGUUCCAGCACCAGGACUGUUCACCAUGUCAGUAAAUGUUUGACUGAACUAGGAUUUUAUGCAAUGAAAUUCGAGUCCUGAAGAGGGACUGGGAUGAGACCGUUGUGUUUUCGGUUUGAGAGUACCUCAGUGAAAGAAACACAGCAGGUUCUUUCAUUUGCCAAACAUUUUCUCCAUUCUGAGUUCAACCUCCCCAAACAUCAUCUGCCUUGUUUUUACUCAUAUCUGUGACUCAGGUUUUCCACUGAGGGUGUUGUCUGGACUCACAGAAGACAGCUGAAUUUAUUUCACUUUGUACAUCACCAUUAGCUGUAGACACAUCAGCCAGUGAUGUGUCUACUUAAACCUAAAGGAAUGUAGUAACUGAUGAUUUGAUAAAUUUGUAUAUACUUUAGUGUGACAUACAGUUACUGUCAGUGAAAAUAUACAAGGGGCCAGUAAAAGGUGAAACUACUGGCCAAACAGGCCAGUAAGAAGAAAGUGUUAUGUUGGACCCUGGUGCUGAGUAUCAUGUAUGUGUGUUAGUGAUGAAUUUGGUAUCUGGAUACUUAUAUCAGUUAAAUUCUGUUGGGCAGGUUCUUGUCACCUAUGUUUGAUGUCUUUUAAUGAGCUUUUAUUUGUUUUGAACUCUUUAUUCUGUGUGUAAAAGUCCAAAUAAACUCUGUUGUGUUCCUCUUUUGAUAUUUCAAACUGUUUUGCAAACACAUUUCCCAGUGAGGACUGUUGAAUAGAUUUGGCUUUUGAACACACCUUAUAUGACAUAUAUAGUUUGCAUUAUCCAGAUUCAGACUGACCCAUUGCACUUUUGGUAUUUAUGGAAACAAUUGUUGUUCUGUUGGUUGUGUUGUUGUUCUGUUGUGCCUGAGAGCAAAGGGAAACUGAAGAGAGAUUCCUUGUGUGUAUGCAUAAAUCUGGUCAAUAAAACUGAUUCUGAUUGAAGUCUUUAAUG